Messenger RNA from Dovyalis caffra, 1032 nucleotides. The record is from the annotation of a GenBank genome assembly. NCBI's taxonomy places the organism in Eukaryota, Viridiplantae, Streptophyta, Magnoliopsida, Malpighiales, Salicaceae.
AUGGCGACGCACUCACCCAAUCUGGAGUGUCGCAUGUACGAAGCGCGAUACCCAGAGGUAGACAUGGCUGUUAUGAUUCAAGUGAAAAACAUCGCCGAUAUGGGCGCUUAUGUGUCUUUACUCGAAUACAACAACAUAGAGGGUAUGAUCUUGUUUUCGGAGCUGUCUCGCCGUCGGAUUCGGAGUGUUAGUAGCUUGAUUAAAGUUGGCCGCAUCGAGCCUGUCAUGGUCUUGCGUGUUGAUAAAGAGAAAGGGUAUAUUGAUUUGAGUAAGAGAAGGGUUAGUGAAGAGGAUAUUCAAGCUUGCGAAGAGAGGUAUAACAAGAGCAAGCUAGUUCACUCUAUCAUGCGACAUGUCGCUGAGACUCUGGGUAUUGAUUUGGAGGAAUUGUAUGUGAAUAUUGGCUGGCCUUUGUACAGGAAAUAUGGACAUGCUUUUGAGGCAUUCAAAAUCAUGGUGACUGACCCUGAUUCAGUUUUGGAUUCCCUCACUCGUGAAGUCAAAGAAACUAGCGCUGAUGGACAGGAGGUAACUAAGGUAGUGCCUGCUGUAUCAGAGGAAAUCAAAGAAGCUUUGAUUAAGAAUAUCAGGAGAAGAAUGACCCCACAGCCACUGAAGAUACGGGCUGAUAUUGAGAUGAAAUGUUUCCAGUUUGAUGGUGUUCUCCACAUCAAGGAUGCAAUGCGGAAAGCUGAGGCUGCUGGCAAUGCAGAUUGCCCUGUGAAAAUUAAACUUGUUGCUCCUCCUCUCUAUGUUCUCACCACACAAACCCUAGACAAGGAUCAAGGAAUAUCAAUUCUCAACAAAGCAAUUGUUGCUUGCACUGAAGCAAUAGAGAAGCAGAAGGGGAAACUUGUUGUGAAGGAGCCACCAAGAGCAGUGAGCGAACGAGACGAUAAAUUGCUUGCUGAGCACAUGCUCAAGCUACGGAAUGCCAAUGAAGAGAUCAGUGGUGAUGAAGACAGUGAAGAAGAAGAAGAUACGGGAAUGGGAAAUGCUGAUGUGGAGAACUCAGGGGGCAUAAUGGAGUGA